Molecule: messenger RNA, 2937 nt
Organism: Topomyia yanbarensis
Lineage: Eukaryota; Metazoa; Arthropoda; Insecta; Diptera; Culicidae
Product: serine protease 53-like
Exons: 13
Coding region: 194-2899 (901 amino acids)
Biological process (GO): proteolysis
Molecular function (GO): serine-type endopeptidase activity
Source: RefSeq, a predicted model, not a curated record
AUUAUCAGGACAGCCUGCUAGUGAAUCGGCAGUGUUGUUAUUGCUGCCUUUGAGAAGCACUGAUAGUUAUUUACGAGAAACAGUGAGAGAAGAGCAUACAACGAUCGUGCUUCAUCGAUCGCAGUUGGUUUGUGACAUUGCUAGAAACAAAAGCGAAAACGGCGAACCGCGGAUGCUUUAGUUUCGUAUCAACAUGGGUCUACAACUGAAAUUUAUAAAAUUCAGUUUAAUUGUUUGCUUCCUGUUUCUGCGCCAAGUUUACAGCAGUCUUCAACCAAUUCGUGUACACAAUGAAGAAGUGGAAACGGCAAUGUUUCCAAAUGAAAGGCUUUCGCUAGACGAUUGUCACCUGCGUUACUACAGAUAUGGUGAUUCAACAUUUGUAGCACCGGUAGCCGCUCUUCCGGCUUAUCUGAAGGAAUUCGCCCACAUGGCCGCUAUCGGAUGGACGCAACCGGAUGGUAGCAUUAGCUGGAAGUGCGGAGGGUCUUUGAUCUUGGAGAACUACGUUUUGACAGCAGCUCACUGCACGCAAGAUAAUGGGACCGCUCCGGAUGUAGCACGAUUCGGUGAUAUAAACAUUUUCAGCGAUGAGGAUGAUCAAUUUGCUCAACAGCUCAAGAUCGUAGAAAUUAUCAGACAUCCUGAGUUUAAAUUUGCUCUUUCUUACAAUGAUAUCGCGCUUCUAAGAUUGGAGAAAAAUGUCACAUUACAUGAAACCGUUUCACCAGCUUGCCUAUGGACAGAGGAAGAAGAAGUACGGUUUCCUUCGCUUCAAGCCACCGGAUGGGGAGACACAGGUUUUGCACUUGCACGAACUCCAUCGCUACUGAAAGUCACGUUGAAACCAAUAACGAACGAAGAGUGUAGUUCAUUUUACAGUAGCGCCAAUCGUAAAUUACGAGAUGGCCUUAAGGCAUCGCAGAUAUGCGCGGGUGACGAACGAAUGGACACUUGUCCGGGUGAUUCCGGAGGGCCACUUCAAAUUAAACUUUUGCACAACGGUAGAAUUUCGCCAUUUCUCGUUGGAAUAACUUCAUUCGGUGUUGCCUGCGGAAUUUCUACUCCUGGAGUGUAUACACGAGUUUCGGCAUUCUACAAAUGGAUUUUGGAUACACUUCAAAGCAAAGAAAACAACGUACACUACUGGAGCCUGGAACCAAUAAGCUGUGCUCUUCGCUAUGUUCAUUUACGAGAGUAUGAGGAUGACGUUAUAACCUCCAGGAAAGAUGGCUGGCUCAGCAUUGACUCUAGUAAGGCGCAUAUGCAGAAGGCUGGCAGAGAACUCAAUCAUAAGGUUGAAAUCGGUUGGAAAGAUGGAUACAUGCGACGAGAUAACUGCAGCGGGACGAUAAUUGCGGACGAUACUGUACUAACACUGGCAGAAUGUGCGUCACAUUUCGGAGUUCCUCCAUCGCACGUAGUCAUCAAUGCGUUCCAGGAAAAUUUCGAAAUCGCUGAGAUUCACGUGCAUCCACAAUAUAGAGAAAACUCUCUGUACAACAACAUUGCCGUUCUGAUACUAAAAGAUAGAGCUGUUUUCACCGAUACUGUAAAGCCAGUUUGCAUUUGGCAUUCGGCAGACAUUCCCGAUCCCCAGCUAGAAGUAGCGGCUGUUGGUCGUCUUGACAUAAACGAUUUUUAUUUUGUGAACGACGCGUUCAAACCAACGGAUAUAAAUCUCUUGCCGAGAUUAAGCGUGAACUCACCCCAAAACUGUACCAUUCCAAAGGAAUUUCGUUCACGACUAACACGUGGCCUAGCAUCGGAGCAUCUUUGUGUAGGAGAUCCUUUAUUUUUGAUUCCCCAGACGUGUCGUUUACUGUAUGGAGCACCGAUGCAACGCCGGAUUUGGAGGAACCGAAGACACUUCCAGUACGCUUAUGGAUUGAAUGUAUUCGGUCGGGAUUGUGGGUUUGGGGAAGCUGCAGUAGCGACUCGUUUAGUUAGUCACGUAGACUGGUUGAAAACCAUUUUACUUCCCAACAUCCGAGACGGAGAAUCAGCGGUGCAAUUUAUUAACCCCGAUUGGAAGGAAAAUGACCACUGCGACUACGAUUACGAUGAUACAGAAGAAUCGAGUAUUUGUACUCACUAUACAAGAUGUCCUAAAGUUUGGGACGAUUUCAAAGCCAAACGGCGAGUGACCUUCUGUUCGACUACAAAUGUGAUUUGUUGUCCUCGAAUAUUCAUCCAGAAAGCAGAUUCCAGUAUUCAAACAGAUGAACUAGAUACCUGUCAAUCUGUUUUCAAACAAUAUCAUCAAAGCCUUCCAGAAUAUCGCCAAGGAUUUCCGAAUAUAGUAACAAUCGAAGGGGAAAGUGCAUCCCGUUGUCUGGCGACACUUAUUUCAAAACGGACGGUGGUCACAUCAGCGAGUUGUUCGUCAUCGCUAUCAAAUGGUCCCACGCGUGCUAUUUUGGCAGAUAAUGCCACUAUUCCAAUUGAAAGAACCAUCGUUCAUCCAAACUAUCGAAGUAACGACAAGGCAAAUGAUAUUGCUUUAAUCAAACUGACCCAGGAUAUCACGCUUAACGCAGCUGUAUUACCAGCUUGCGUUUGGAUGAAUAGUACCCGCACUCCACUGUAUUUACGGUUGAUCAACACAGGUAAUAUUGAAAAUUCCGGCAAACAGGUUGUUCCACUGUACAAUACAGACUGUCAGAGGGAUUAUAUAAGCAAAAUAUCAAACGGGCGACUAUGCGUAGAAGAUGUAAAUCUAGACGCUAAUAAUACCUGCUACCGACCUGGUGACCAGCUGGUUUGGAUUGACACUGUCAACUUAGGAGUUCCCCAUGUUAUCGGUUUCUAUAGCUACGAGGAACGAUGUGAUCAGGCGUAUCCAGUGGUCUUCACUAGGAUUUCAGUAUAUGUUGAUUGGAUCAGAGAAAAUAUAUAAAUACAAAAAUAUUCCUUAUUGCGAUCACCUUGCUCUAA